UCCAUAAACCAUUGCAGACACACAGUAAGCUCAUUACAGCAAUAGUGAGUUGCAGAUGCAGGAGAAUCUUUUGGGUGACAUGGAGAUGAAAGGUGGUAAUCAACCUAAUCCAAAUCUUGGUUAUGGGAACACAGAGUUUCCAAAUGCAGAUUAUCCAGGAUAUACCCCACAACAAAAUCCUUAUGGAUAUCCAUCUGCUGGGUACCAACCUGCUGGAUAUCCUCCUCCAGGGCCUUACCAAGUUCAACCUGGCCAAGCUAUGCCAAAUCAGUCUGGAGCUGCCUGGAUGCCAUUACCUGCUGCCAUCCCAAACUGCCCGCCAGGGCUGGAAUAUUUGAGCCAGAUUGACCAGAUACUGGUUCACCAACAAGUUGAGCUGCUAGAAGUGCUGACUGGCUUUGAAACAAACAACAAAUAUGAGAUAAAGAACAGCAUGGGCCAAAGAGUCUACUUUGCUGCAGAAGAAAAUGAUUGCUGCACGCGGAAUUACUGUGGCCCCAGCCGACCCUUUAUCAUGACAAUUGUGGAUAACACGGGUCGUGAGGUUAUUAAAUUACACAGGCCGUGCAGAUGUUCAGCAUGUUGUUUCCCAUGUUGCCUACAAAAACUUGAAGUGCAGGCUCCUCCUGGGACAGUUGUGGGUUAUAUUGUCCAGAACUGGCAUCCAUGUCUGCCUAAAUUUACUAUUCAGGAUGAGCGAGGACAAGGCGUUCUGAAAAUCAGAGGCCCAUGCAUACCUUGUAGCUGUUGCGCCGAUGUUAACUUUGAGGUAAAGUCAAUGGAUGAAAGCGCAGUGGUUGGAAUGAUCUCCAAACAGUGGACCGGUAGUGUAAAAGAAAUAUUUACCGAUUCUGACAACUUUGGAAUCCAGUUCCCAAUGGACCUUGAUAUUAAAACCAAAGCUGUCAUGCUUGGUGCCUGUUUCCUCAUUGAUUUCAUGUUUUUUGAAACAAAGAAUUAACUGAAAUGGAAGACUGACUUUAAACAACGACACAAAUACAACAUAUUAUAGCAGUGGUUGUCCAAAAACAUUUCAAUUCUGUUCAUUUCCAAUUUAUUGUACUUUUCAGACAUAUACAUGGGAUGCCUGUGGCUUAUUUUAAAUGGCACUGACCCAAGUUUUGAUCUUGUAACUUGCAAAGAUUUUCAUGGUAAUGGCACAGGGGUGAGUUUCGGCAGAGACAUUUAAAAAAACUUGCAUGAAAAAGCUGACAUUUUCAGCUGAGGGUAUUAUUAAAAGUAAUUAAGGGAAGUUUUUGUAGAUGAUUCUCAUAGAGGUAAGGGUGAUUUCACACAUAUAGGUGGUACGUAAAUGCGGACUGUCCAAUUUAGUGCUAUUAAUUACACGCUGAUAUAUAUAUAAUAUAUAUCAGCGUAUAAUUAAUAGCACUAAAUUUAUUGAGGUGCAGCGGAAACAUUCGUUUCUUAAAUAAAUUGUUUAUACUUUUGGAUAAGA
Molecule: messenger RNA, 1456 nt
Organism: Xenopus laevis (African clawed frog)
Lineage: Eukaryota; Metazoa; Chordata; Amphibia; Anura; Pipidae
Gene: plscr2.L
Product: phospholipid scramblase 1
Exons: 9
Coding region: 56-961 (301 amino acids)
Source: RefSeq, a predicted model, not a curated record